Gordionus sp. m RMFG-2023 is the source of this 706-nucleotide messenger RNA. RefSeq lists its product as uncharacterized. Gene Ontology annotation, cellular component: autophagosome; cytosol. The transcript is spliced from 4 exons. The record is from RefSeq and is a predicted model, not a curated record. The coding region runs from base 153 to 506 and encodes 117 amino acids. Gene Ontology annotation, biological process: cellular response to nitrogen starvation; macroautophagy. Lineage: Eukaryota; Metazoa; Nematomorpha; Gordioida; Chordodea; Parachordodidae.
UUUUCAUGUUAUCGAUUUUCAUUAUUUAGCUAAUUUCAUAAUUAUAUAAUAUUUUGUUAUGAAUUAAAUAAGAUUGCAAUCGCCUUUUGGCAUACAAUAUAAUAUGCAUUAACGAGAUUAUUCAAACCAGAAAAUAUAUUAGUGUUUGAAGGAUGAUUAAUUGGAAAUAUAAGGAAGAAAACGCGUUUUCAAAGAGAAAAUCGGAAUCAGAAAAAAUUUUACAAAAAUAUCCAGACAGAAUACCCAUAAUAAUUGAAAAAAUUCCAUAUUCAGAUGUUCCUGAGAUAGAUAGGCAUAAAUAUUUAGUCCCUCAGGAUAUAUCUGUAGCUCAAUUGAUAUGGAUAAUAAGAAAACGUUUAAAUAUCUCAUCUGACAAAUCUAUGAAUAUUUUUGCAAAUAAAACUAUCCCAAAUUCAACUGUAUUAUUAAAUGAAUUAUACUAUCAGCAUAAAGAUGAAGAUGGAUUUUUAUAUAUCAGUUAUACUGCUGAAAAUGCAUUUGGAUAACAUUAAUCUUUUACUUUUUAACUUAGGAAUAUUUUAUAAUAAAUUUUAUAUUUAAUAUAUUUUUAAUAGUAUUUAUUACCUUUUUAAUUAAAUAUAUUAUGAGCAUCAAUUAUAUUAUGUACAAUAUAGUUUUAAAAACACAUAAUUUUUAUGCUUUUAUAUGAUAUCAUAAAAUUAUAUUCGGCAAUAUCUUUUUUACA